Messenger RNA from Cyprinodon tularosa, 2554 nucleotides. RefSeq names its product minichromosome maintenance domain containing 2 (gene mcmdc2). Gene Ontology annotation, molecular function: single-stranded DNA helicase activity; DNA binding; ATP binding. Gene Ontology annotation, biological process: double-strand break repair via break-induced replication. The coding region runs from base 1 to 2049 and encodes 682 amino acids. The transcript is spliced from 15 exons. Lineage: Eukaryota; Metazoa; Chordata; Actinopteri; Cyprinodontiformes; Cyprinodontidae. The record is from RefSeq and is a predicted model, not a curated record.
AUGGCUGGCAUUUUAUCCUUAAAAGAAUCGGUUCUGAUUUAUUUGGACCGAAGUGGAGGCCUUCAGAAACUAGCAGAUGACUGCAAACCUCUAAACGACCCCCAGCAGACAGAGGCUGUCUACAGGUUCAGGGUUGUGGUGAAUCCUUCAGACCUGAUAGAGGUAGAUCCUGAGCUGGGGGAUUAUAUUCUGCAUGACCCUCUCAGAGCAGCUGCUCUGUUUCAAUCAGUGUGUUUCUUGGCUAUAAAGACACUUUCGCUUACUGACAAAAUACACACAGCGAGUCAGGUGAAUAUUUCCCUGAAUUUUACUCAUCUCCCUCCAUUCCCCGAGUACACUUUGGACCUCAGCAGUUUUCACCAAGUGUAUGGUCCUCUGAGGCCGGUCUCCAUGGAGGGGGCAGUCAUUGCCUUAACAAGGGUCACAAAAUACACCCAGGGGGCGAGGUUCCUCUGCACUGAUGAUGAUUGCCCUGGCUCUACAGGCUUCCACCACAUCCGAGUUCAUGCACCUGGAGCCACUGAAUCCGCCACUGUGAGAAACGACUUCAGCUGCAGGAUCUGCCACUCACAGCUGAAGGAGGACGUCAAGUUCAGAGUUUUAGGAGAUAAACAGCUGGUGGAGCUGAUCCACGUUGAAGCACUGAAUGCCCUAAGAGGCCAUCAGCAGAGUUCAUCCAGAUAUCAAUCUGUCACUCUGUUUCUGAGAGAUGAGCUGUGCCACUCCAUGACUAUCGGUCGACUCUACAGGGUGGUUGGCAUUCCUGCCCUUGUGCAUCAGUGGCCAAGCAUCACCUGGAGUGUAGAGGCGAAUAGCGUCCAACCGUGGGAGCUGCAUACUCUGCCCACAGGCUGCCCUAAAGCCUCCCCCAGAUUCCUGCUGCUGCCACAUUGCAUGACCUCUGCUCCCUGGAGGUUCCCUGCCAUCUUAGCUCACUGCUUUGGGUCAGACCUGACUCCUCCUGGCCUGCACAACACACUUAAACUGUGUCUGCUGCUGAGCUCGGUGCAGACUAGAAUGGAUGAAAAUGAUGCGUUUCACAAUUUGGAUCUCCUCGUGGUCACAGCUGAUACCCUCGUAUUAGACAGGCUAAUGACGUACAGUUUGAGUUUGGCAUGUCGCGGGGUCAGACACCAGCCCUCUGGGGAGAUGUUUUCCUGGCUGUCCAGAGAUGAACACGGAGCAGGCACCGCCAACAUCCAUGCAGGUUCUUCAUUACUCGCCUCGGGGGGCAUUUGCCUGCUGGGAGAUCUUGCCUGUUACAAGAAGGACAAACUGGACUGCUUACAGUGUGUUCUGGAGAGCCGAUCUGUGUCUGUGUUCAUCCCUGGAAAGAAGUACGGUGAGGAAGCUGACCAGCAGCUUUCAUUUCCGGUACAGUGCAGUUUCUGGGCCCUUGCAGACUCCUCUCAGAGGUCUGGGAGGACGGACUCAACUACACUGGGAGCUGCUGAAAUAGGUCCUGUGCAGGCGCAGCUGGCAGAAAGCUUUGGUUUAGUCAUUCAGUGCGGAGACAGGGUGGGAGAGGAGGGCGUACUGGCCCAGACUCUCCACACCCUCCAGCAAGCUGUACAACCUGGAAGACUCACCCAUCCAUCUUACUGGGACUUUUCUAAUGAAGAUUUCCAGGAGUUGGUGGCUCGUUCUCGGGGUUUAAAAGUGGAGCUCAGCCCUGAAGCGGUGAAAUUGAUCCAUGGUUACUACAUGGCCAGCCGUCGAGCUCGGACACAGAGUCAGGAGGUCAAGAUUUCUUUGGCCUCGAUCAAACUGCUGAUGUCAUUGGCUGAGGCCCACUGCAAGUUAUGCCUCAGGACUAAAGUACUGGAGGAGGAUGCAGUGAUUGCUGUGCUCCUGUGUGAAAACUCUGUCACUCUCAAGCAUGGCGGCUCUGCCCUCAUUAUUCCACCAGACGCAGUCUUUCCUUGCGACUUGGGGAAUGUGGAGGGUCUGCAAAGGAGGGACGCAGUCCUGGAUGAGCUCCACCAGGAUAUCCUACGCUUUGUCUACACAUUUGCACCAGGAGCUGAUGAGUACAUUACUGAGGAGUAACGCCUCUUAUUAUAAAUCCCAAGUGUUCGAGUCAAAUGGGCAAUAUAGGUGGUGGCUAGUAUCAACACGUCCAGUUUAGACAGCUUGGUAUCCGGCGGUACUGACGGUAAAGUCCUCUGGAGCUCCAAGAAGGCGUUCCUCAGGGUCUGCACCCGGCUGCGCUCCCGCGCUGCGUUAGCGGCCGCCGGCCGCCCUCUGCCGCCCAGUGCGCCGCUGCUUUGGAGCGCCCUGGCCCGGUGGAGCUCACCGCGACGACGGCCGUCAGGACUGGGACUGGAGCUGGGGCUGGAAACCGGGCUGUCAUCCACAUCCACCACCGAACUGGAGCAAUUACCACCGUCCAUUUGGAGCGCCUGACUCCCCACCAUGCGUUACUAAUCUGUAUAGUCAAAAAUCAGAUGUGUUUUUUUUUACUGACGCCAGCUUAUUGUAUUUAUUUAUUAAUAAAACUGUUAACUUUGUACUCUACAGUAAUUCCACUUUAAAUGUAUUUAACGUUGUUAAA